AUGUCUCCAGGUCGACAGACUGGACAAGAAGAGUACGAUUUCAUCGUCUGUGGUGGCGGUACCUCGGGUUGUGUUGUGGCAGGGCGGCUAGCUGAGGAUACCAAUGCUCGAAUACUCCUUGUCGAGGCUGGACCUCACAACAAAGAUCUGGAGAAUGUCCACAUGACUGGUGGAUGGUCAAACAACUUUGACAGUGAAACGGAUUGGAACCUCGUUACGUCGCCGAUGCAAGGUGUAGAUGGACGACAAGUCAAGCUCAGCCGGGGCAAGUUCCUGGGUGGAUCUUCAGGUGUGAAUGGUACACUGUGUAUUCGUGGAAGCAAACAGGAUUAUGAUGACUGGAAAUUACCAGGUUGGUCCGGCGAUGAGAUGUUCCGGUACAUGAGCAAGUCCGAGACGUUCCACAACAAGCCAUGGUUUCAAGCCGACGAGAAAGCUCAUGGUUAUAAUGGCCCUCUUCACACGGAACCGCAUGAUCUUGCCCCCAUCUCCAAGUUGGUGCUGGAGUCAUUUGAGUCCUCUGGGAUGCCACUAGUGCAUGACAUGUUCACGAAUGGCGAAACAGCUCAUGGAUGCGGCCACGCUCCACGGACAGUUCAUAAAGGCAUCAGGACCACAGGCGCCGAUUUUGUCACUAAUGACCAACACAAGCAUAAUAUCGACAUCGUGGUCGAGACGUUGGUGGAUAAGAUUAACUUUGAGAAACAGAAUGGCCAGUUGGAAGCCACCAGCGUAACUCUCGUGGACAAGACAGGAGCAACCAGAGACGUGAAAGUCAGGAAAGAAGUAAUUGUAUCCGGAGGUACUUAUUGCUCGCCGGCAAUUCUUCUUCGAUCAGGCAUCGGUCCAAAGGACGACUUGGAGAAAUUGGGCAUCAAAUGUUUGGUCGACUCACCGGGUGUUGGGAAGAAUCUGCUCGACCAUCUUAUCGUCUUCGUAUUUUAUGAGGUCGCAAAGGACGGUCUGACGAAUGACCAUCUGGCGUACCAUGGAGACGCGGCCAUGAACUCAUAUAUGCUGUACAAGGAGAAGAAAGAAGGCGUUCUAUCGACUUUCCCCUUUGGAGCUUUUGCUUAUGCACGACUCGACGACCGCCUGAAAGAUGAACCCUUGUGGAAAGAUGCGAAGAGGGAGCAAGGUCGCGAUCCGAUGGGCCUAACGAAAAGCCAGCCCAAUAUUGAAUUCUUCACAACUGAGGCGAGUUUCCUGGCCUUAUAUGGUGGCCCGAAACAAUAUGACGACCUUCCAAUAGACAAGAAACAUGCCUUCGCCAUGAUCACCGAACUCUUCUCGCCACGCUCCAAGGGCACAGUGACUUUGAAAUCCACGGAUCCUCUGGACAACCCAAUCAUAGAUUGCAACUACCUUUCAGAUCCGCUGGAUGUUCUGGUCCUGACUGAAGGGUGCCGACUUGGAAACGAGAUCGUUAUGAAAGGAGCUGGCACCAAGGACGUUAUCAAAGGAUCAUGGCCUGCAAAUCUGGCCCAUCAUACUUUCACCAGCCGCGAGCACUGGAUUCCGCAUGUCAAACAGCAUGCAACCACGUGCUAUCAUGCUGCAGGUACAUGCAAGAUGGGACAAUCCGAUGACAAGACGGCUGUUCUUGACCCAAAACUGCAAGUACGUGGGGUCAAAGGACUUCGAGUCGCAGAUUGUAGUGUGAUGCCAACCUUGAAUGGCGGCCACACACAAAUGCCAGCGUACGCCAUUGGCGAGAAGGCGGCAGAUCUGAUCAAGGAGACUUGGGUCGAGUCACGCCUUGCCAAUAGGAUGGCAAAGUUGUAG
This is a messenger RNA of Exophiala viscosa, 1785 nucleotides long. RefSeq names its product choline dehydrogenase. Gene Ontology annotation, molecular function: flavin adenine dinucleotide binding; oxidoreductase activity, acting on CH-OH group of donors. NCBI's taxonomy places the organism in Eukaryota, Fungi, Ascomycota, Eurotiomycetes, Chaetothyriales, Herpotrichiellaceae. The transcript is spliced from 12 exons. The coding region runs from base 1 to 1785 and encodes 594 amino acids. The record is from RefSeq and is a predicted model, not a curated record.